UCUCCUCUACCAGAACCAGACUCCCACGCCCCCCUCCCCUCGUGUCUCAAAAGCAUAGCGCACCACCACGGGCCACGGCAAUACGGCAUCAUCUCCAAACUCCCGAGGGGGGACCAUCACCGCUGCUGAGCACGCCCGCCGCCUGCCCUUCCUCCUCCCACCCGUGCCGCAGCUUUCGAUUCCUGCCCGCCUCAUUGCUACCUGGUCGGGCCGCGGAAUUAAUGUCGCGCGGAGGAAAUCCGGUAAGCUCCGGCCCGAUUUUCAACUCUCCCCUCCCUCAUCCUCGAUUGGGGUUGAGAAAUUGAAUCAAACCCCCCACACCCACCCACCCAAAAAAGUCGCCCUUCCUCGGACGAGAUCCCCCCAAUCAGUUCUUAUUGUGGCCGAUAGAUUGAUUGCCUCACUUGCCUUCCGCUCGCUUUUGGGGUGCUAACCUAAUCGGUGACCCUCCUUGUGUGCUCGGAUUGGGUUCUCGUUCUCAUCAGCAUUGACCUCAGCGGCUUUCUUUUGGACAAUGCUGCUGUUUUACUGCUUGUUUCUACCAUCUACGGCCGUGUAGGUGUGUCCGACACGCCACAAAAACUUUUCGUUAUGUUCAGCAGGUAAACAAGUCUAGCUGAAGUGACGAUUGCCAGCAUUGUUCGACCGUGCGGCUUCUGUUUGGCUGGUUAGUUGCCAGACCUGUUCUGUGUCAGUCUAGUUCUGCUGUUCUGAACUCUCUAAACUGCUAUAUUUCCGUUACCUGAUAAUGGAAAUGGGGACUCCUCAGUUCGAGGCAAAUGGGAAUUCUGAUUUCAACUUCUUUUGUCACUUCAGGAACCGUGAUGGAUCCAGAAAAACAAAAUGAGAUGAGCCUGAUCGACAAGAGAGAACUAGUAUACGAAGUUGCAAGAUGGCCUCAAGGUGCCAUGGAGAUUCUUCGGUGCUGGACCCGCAGGGAACUUCUUGAGCUUAUUUGUGUUGAGUUGGGCAAAGAGAGGAAGUAUACCAAUGUCCCAAAAGCUAAGAUGAUUGCUUACCUAUUGAAAUUAGUUUCACGGAAUAGUGGAAAGAAUGGACAACUCAAGAAUGAUAAUCCGAAUGUUAUGUUAUUAGGGCAGGAUAACAAAGAUGAAAUACAAAUGAAGGAAUCUGAUGAACAAUCACGACCACUCAAAACUGCAAACUCUGACUCAUCAAUAAGCAGAGAGGCUUGUGCCGGUAGUUCAGUGGUGUGCAGCAAUGUUGCAUGCCAAGCCACACCAAAUGCAGGAGAUAAAUAUUGCAAACGUUGCUCUUGCUGCAUUUGCAAUAAAUACGAUGAUAACAAAGACCCUAGUUUGUGGUUGGUUUGCAGCUCUGAUAAUCCAUACAGUGGUUGUUCAUGUGGUGUCUCUUGUCACCUAAACUGUGCUCUAAAGAAUAAAAGGGCUGGCAUUGUCAAGAAUGGGUGCAACAAGUUAGACUGUAGUUUCUACUGUGUUAGUUGUGGGAAAAUCAACUGGCUAAUGAGGUGUUUGCAGAAACAACUUGCAAUUGCUAGGGAGGCAAGAAGAGUUGAUGUGCUUUGUGAGCGGUUGUCAUUGAGCCAUAAAAUAAUACAAGGGUCUGAACGUUACAAGGAAAUAGCGAGCAUAAUCAGCUCAGCUGUGAAAACACUUGAAAUAGAAGUUGGUAGUGCAUUGGAUCAGGUCUCUGUGAUCACGGGGCGUGGCAUCGUGAACCGGCUUACUUGUGGUGCUGAAGUUCAGAAGCUUUGUUCAAGUACAUUAGAAAUUGUAGACUCUAAAGUGGAUAACAUCUUGGAGUUCGAGUCCAAUAAUAGUCCAAAACUCCUAGGUCCUCAGCCCCAAAUCCUUUUUCAUGAGAUCACUCCAUUUUCUGUGGUUAUUGUGUUGAACUAUCAGCAUGACAUCGGUAAGGAGCAGAUUGAUGGUUCCAAAAUUUGGCACCGAAGUGCCAGGGUUUGCAACUAUUCAUCAGAGCCCACAUGCCACAUACUGAGGCCAAACACUAGGAGCCUGGUUUCUGGUCUGAGCCCUUCAACUGAAUACUUCUUCAAGGUUUUGCCUUUUAGCAGCACACAUGGGUUUACUGAGUGGGAGACAAAAUGCAGCACACGCAGCCUGGACCAUGGCAGCAGCCAGUGCUCAACUCAGAACUCUGAGAGCAUGUGCCUCAAAGACGAUUCAAUGCAGCAUCACAAAAAGGAUUUGAAUGUGCAGAAUCACCAGAGAACCAUUCAAUAUGAUUCACCUAAGGGUUCUACAAAUUCAAGUGAGAACAAUUUAUCAUGUGAUCGGUAUUCCAAGCGGGCUAAGGUUGCAAGGCUAGAUGGUGCAAGCGACAACGAUGAAAGCCAGUUGCCGCCAACUUCUGAAGUUUUACCAUUUGCAAGCUCCAACUCUUCUCCUUCCGAAGCUCCAAGUAAACCUGACUUGCUUAUUGGCACCCCAGAUUCGGCCUCCAAGAACUAUGUGGAGCAGCAGUACGAGUACUGCGUGAGGGUGGUCAGGUGGCUGGAGCAUGAAGGGCACAUGGACAAUGACUUCCGUGUAAAGUUCCUCACUUGGUUCAGCCUGAAGGCAACAACACAGGACAGGCGAAUCGUGGGCGCCUUUGUAGAUGUUCUCAUCGGUGAUCCUGCAAGCUUGGUUGGCCAACUGGUUGAUGCAUUCAAGGAUGCCAUCUGUAUCAAGGAGAAGCCCUCUCAAGCACAACAGAAAGAUGCAUGCUGCAAGGUUUGGCACUAGAAACCUUCAUAACUGUUCUCCAUCGCUGUGUGACGUAAGUUUUUCUGGUGACUGAAGGAUGAAAUAUUGAAGUUAUCACCUAGCAGGUUGCAUCUGAAUUGUGUCGAGACAGACAUUGGGCACUUGAGAUAAACUUUUAAGGUUAUAAAAGACGAUAAAAUGCUGUAGAUGCUUCAUUCGGCAUUCAGGUCCAUCUGAUCUCUCAUUUAUUUAUUCCAAUUCAGUCGAUACGCGGACUAUUGAUCCAUGAAGGCAAUCGUGGUGGAACCAUGUGCUGAUGAGACAUGGUUCAUGGACCGGUUGAGUUUAGGUUUCAACUAGUGAAGUAGUUGGAGUUUGUUAGCAGACAAGCAAUUGUAUGCAUGUGGAAUGCUAUCUUGGAUCUGCAAGCUAACUAAUCAUAUCAUGACUUUGGUAGAUGUUUAUUGUUAUUAGUUGAUAGUUGACUCAUUCUUUUCGUGUGACGUGUUUGAAGUGCCGGAAGUAGCAGUUCAUGUACA
This is a messenger RNA of Zea mays, 3232 nucleotides long. Its product is annotated as VIN3-like protein 2. Lineage: Eukaryota; Viridiplantae; Streptophyta; Magnoliopsida; Poales; Poaceae. Bases 780 to 2732 code for a protein of 650 amino acids. The record is from RefSeq and is a predicted model, not a curated record. Gene Ontology annotation, biological process: vernalization response; epigenetic regulation of gene expression. The transcript is spliced from 5 exons.